GGCAAAUGUAGUCCGCAGCGUCGGGUAAGCUACAAUGGAGCUGAACGCUCGACGCUAGCAGGGCUUGCACCAGAACAGGAAAACACCCAGCGCACAGCCCGACGAAACACACCUGGUGUCACCAUGUUUUAGGCAGGCUGAGACAGCAGUUCCAGAGUCACAGCCUUGAGCAGACAGAUCAGCAGACAGCAGACAGCAGACUCUGGGGUGGCAGAGCAGCAGACGGAACACUCAUCCCAGACGGAACACUGAUCCCAGACGGACAGCUGAGACUUCACUGAGUGCUUCAGAGAUGUGGAACUCUGAGGAGGUUGUAGUGGUAAAGGCAGAGCAGCUGGGCCCGUCGUCGGCUCAGUCCCUGCUGCAGGUGGUCGUGCCUCAGGAGGCCUCUGUGAGGGAGACCCAGGCCUACAUGCUGCCUCAGGCCCACGAUGAAGAGGAGGAGGAGGAGGAAGAGAGAACCAUCGCUGAGGAGACGCCAGCGCCACCAGGAGAAACGGUGUCCAUGGAGACAGGCGGAUAUGCCGACCCAAACACAGACGGUCAAGCAGAGAUGGCGACGGCAGUGUCGGAAGGUUCCGGAAGCGUCCCGGAGGAGUCAGAGGCCCUCGUGGAGGAUGAGCUGGACCCUGACUACGACCCCGAGGGCGACCCCUUCCAGUGCCACUACUGCCAGCGCCGCUUCACCACCCGCCAGGGCCUGGAGCGACACACACACAUCCACGCCUCCGCCGCCGCCAGCACACACACCCUCAAGUGCAGGUUCUGCACCAAGACCUUCGGCACCCAGUUCGGUCGGCGCCGGCACGAGAGGAGGCACGAGAGCGAGAGGAAGAGGCUGGGCAGGUCCGCUGCCGCUUCGGCACCGACCCGUCCUGUGAACGCCCCAGCAGCGUCAGAACUGUCUGUGACCGCCCCCUCUGCCGGUGCCGCCCCUCUGAAGAUCCCUGCGCCGAUGCGUAAGAUGGCUCCGGGGGCCGUGGACGCACACGCCCGUGGCUCGGCGGAGGGCGGUGAGCAGAGGGGCGCUCACGUCUGCAGACACUGCCGCAAGGCGUUCGGGACACACACCAACCUGCGGCGGCACCAGCGCAGGGUCCACGAGCGGCACCUGCUGCCCCGCCGCCUCGCCAACUCAACAGCACCCCCGGUGGAGGGGCAGAAAACUGUGCCCACACAGCAGACUCGCACCUCCUCCUCCUCCUCCCCGGUGGCGAGCCCGACCCGAGACGGAGCGGUGGAGGAGGAGGUGGAGCCUGAGGAGUACAUGGUGGACAUCUCAAGCAACAUCUCCAAGAACCUCAGCUUCUACAUCGACGGCAAGAUCGUCUCCACCAGCGCCGUCAGCAACUGCGAGGUCAUCGAGGUCAACUCUGGCUCGGCGGCUGUGAUUGGUCUAGACACCCUGAUCAUCAGCCCUUCCCAGAUCAUUCAGGCGCUCAAAAUGCAGUCGGCCGUGUCCGCUUCGUGCGGCAUCCCCAGCCAAUCAGCAUCCAGACGUCGGACGGCCACACCGCCACUGCUGCCGCAGAUUAAAACGGAACUGGAGUCGGAACCCAUCCUCACCACCACCUCCUCUUCCUCGUCUCCCGCCUCCUUCCUCCCGUCCUCCUCCGCGAUGGGCACGGUGGUGGGCACAGUCCUGUCCCAGCCUGCGGACCCAGGCGGCCCCCAGAAGGAGAAGACCGUGUAUCUGUCCCCAAAGCUAAAGCAACUGCUACAGACGCAGGGCGGCUGCAAGCCCACCUUCGCCCUCAUCACCGACGGCAACAGACUCGCCUCGCCGCUGUCCCUCACCGUCCUGUCCUCGAGUUCCAGCCGCUUCAAGAGACGCACGGGGUCCCCCCCCAGCGCUGGGUCGCCCCCCACCUCCACACAGCAGAGCCCUGCUGGGACACCGGAGAGCGGGGCAACAGAAUGUUCCCAGGAGCAGAUAACGGAGGCCCAGUGCAGUUCUCCGCCGUUGAGUCUUUGCUGCAAGGGCGACCUGGAGCAAUCGACUCCUGCAGGACCAGCAUCGAUCCUGGUCCCGGUACAUCAGAGCCCGCCUCUGGACUGGUCUGAGCCCAGGACCGGCGGGAGCCCAUGCAACCAGCAGCCGUUGGACCUGUCCAGCGCCACCGUGAGCCGGAGGGAGGGCAGCGAGGAGCUGAGCGAGGCAGCUCUGGAUCUGAGCAUGCCCAGUAGGAGUGAGUGCGAGGGCGAGGGCUUUGGCGCGAUGUCUCCCGCUCUUCUGCAGCUGCGGAAGGCCAAGCCCAGCUCCAGCAUGCUGCAGCAGGUCCUGAUGAGCGACUAUGCCGGCCUCGCAGCACCCGGAGACCAGGGCACAAGCGUUGCCGCCCUGGUGACGGAUGUUGCCAUAGUAACUGCUGCCAGCGUGGUGCCUGCGGACCCCGAGAGGUUGGUGGUGGAGCUGGCGCUGCCCCCCACCUCCUCCCUGCAGUCCUCUCCACCCUCCCUCACCCCCGUCGCCACACAAACAUUCACCCCCCCACCUGCUGCCGGCGACCCCACCCCUCCUCCCCCGGUCCUGCCCUCCGCUUCCUCGCCAGUUGUCAUGGUUACGUCAGGGCCUGCUCAGCUGCUGCCUGUGAGCUCCACCACCCAGCCCAGACUCACGCUGCUGCCUCCUGAAGCAUCCAUCAGCAGAGUGGAGACGGCAGCAGAUGACCCCCAGCCAGCAGGGGGAGCCCAAGUGAAAGCAUUGCUUCCAAACUGGGGGGACUCUGUCCCCAUAUGCUUGGUGGGCGCUGAAACACUUCAGAGUCUACCUUCCGCUGGGGGCCCCCCCUUGGGCGAGAUGUCCCUCUCAGGCACGACUACAGACUUUGUCACUCCAAUCCCAGCGCUGCAGGCCUUUGCGGCAUCUGUGAACGAGUCGACCAUUCAGUCCUACAGCAUCAUCCCCAACGCUGUAGUGAUUGAGUGUACGGUGUCUCUAGAGUCCUCGCAGGCUUUCGUUCCCACCUUCCCCGGGAGCACCAUAGAGUCUCCCUAUGGCAAAAUCAUCCUUGGGCCUUCAGAGCAUCUGCAGCCUUACACCACACCUCAGCUCCCAGCCCCUAAAGACACAGUGCCCCCUUCUGAGCAGGCCCCAAAACCCCCCCCUCCUCCACUAGCCGACCUCGCCUUGCCUGCUGCCCCCCCACUGGAGGGAACCCCCCUCUCAGCUCCUUCCCCCAUCAAAGACGAGUCCGAGAGCACGAACGAGCCAGUGGAGUUAACCACAGCGCCCUCAGCUGCUCAGGAGGCCCCAUCACAAGCGGAGGAGAAAGCUGUGAAGGAAGAGUCGGUGCAGGUGAGUCCCCUGAGCAACAGCUUCGUGUGUAACGUCUGCUCCGAGCCCUUCGCCUCGAUGAAGGAGCUGGGCCGCCACAUCGGCGAGCACUCCGAGGCCUGGCCCUACAAGUGUGAGUUCUGCGUCCAGCUGUUCGAGAGCGCCAAGCUGUUCCUGGACCACCGCUCCACGUACCACGGCAUUGGCAAGAUCUAUGUCUGCUCCACGUGCUCCAAGGACUUUGCCUUCCUGAGCAACCUGCAGCAGCACCAGAAGGAUCUCCACCCGGGCCAGACCUGCACUCACACAGAGGUGGAGGACGGCAGGCUGCGGCCGCAGAACUACAACAGCCCCAACAAAGAAAGCGCAGCGGGAACACCGGGCGCUACUCCUGACUCCGGCCCGCAGGAGAAUGAGAGGGUGACACGCAGGAGGGCGGCCAAGAAAGAGGAGGAGAAGGAGGAGGAGCCAAAGCAGGAGCAGGAGGAGGAGUUUGACACGGCCACCGAGGAGCUCUACACUACGAUAAAGGUCAUGGCAUCAGGGAUGGGCCGCACCAAAGGUCCCGAUGUGCGUUUAGGGAUCAACCAGCACUACCCCAGCUUUAAGCCUCCACCCUUCCCUUACCACAACCGCACCCCGACCGGCUCGGUCACCUCAGCAACCAACUUCACCACCCACAACAUCCCGCAGACUUUCAGCACGGCCAUCCGCUGCACCAAGUGCGGUAACAGCUUCGACAACAUGCCCGAGCUGCACAAGCACAUCCUGGCCUGUGCCAACGCCAGCGACAAGCGCCGCUAUACCCCCAAGAAGAACCCCAUCCCGCUGAAACAGUUUGCGCGGACGCAGAACGGCGUGCUCUCCCCAACCACAGCCGCUAACAUCCGCCAGAACGUCUCCCGCAAAGUCGGGCUAGGGAAGAGGCCCAACGUGAGUCAGGAGUCCCUGGCGAAGUUGAAGCUGAGCGCCCUGAGCAAGAGGAAGGCCCAGCUGGUGCAGAAGGCGGUUUCCCAGAGGAACAAGUCCGCCAGCCUGCUUAAGAGAAGCGCGGGGGGGGAGGAGGAGCAGGGCACGCACGUGUGCCCCCACUGCCGACGGGAGUUCACCUACCGCGCCAGCCUCAGCAAGCACAUCGCGCUCAGCUGCCCCAACAAGCCCGUUUCCAAGAAGGCCCGGAAGAGGAAGGAGGGAGCAGGAAUGUCCCUUGCUCAGGAGAACAACGCCAACGUGCGGCGACGCAGCCUAGACGCUGCGGCCAAACAGCAGGGGGCGCUGCAGCCUGUCGGUGUGGGAGAACAUGCCGGACUGCCUCACCUCAGCAAGGGGGACAUGAAGAGGUCGGCCAUCUUGGUGACGGCGCCGGCCCACCCCAUCAAGAGGAGCAAAAAUGGGCCUACAGAUGUCCUGUCGCCAAUCUCGCAGUCCAAUUCCUCACAGCGAUCGGGCCGGCUGCCGCAGAAUGGGGCGGAACCCAGAACCCAGAACCUUCAGACCCAACCUGCAUCGCAGCCAAUCCCCAUCAGGGCGCGGGAGAGGAAGGGGGGCCCGGUCACACGGAGCCUUCAGCAGGCGCGCUCUAUGGUGCCCCCCUCUGGUCAGGCCGAGGCUGGAGCUGCACCCCAGCCCGCAGAGCCUCAGGUGGCGCUGGCAGGGAGGAAGUGAGGCCUCUCCCCAGACAGGGCUGGGGUAGGAGUUAUCCAACUCCAGGCCAGAUGGGGGCCCUGUUUGUGAAACAGUCAGAACAGCUUUCUAAGAUGGGGGCUGAACAGCAUGAGUAGACAGUAUGGACAUUUACACUUCAUAGCUUGUUAUUUAUUUAUUAGCUGGUGAUCGCUAACACCAUCAGUGGUUGGAUUGUUUGUGAAAAACAAAACAUGACAAAGACUUUUAAAGAUUUUUUUUUUUAAGUAAAGGACCGAGGCCUGGAAUAUUCUGGAUGACAUCACAGACUUUCUGGACACUUUAUAAAGGUGUGGAUUGGACAGUGGAUUACGAGAGGCAAACAGGGUAGAACGGAGAGGGGGAGUGUGGGGUGGGGUGGGUUAUAAGGUUGCGGGUCAAAGGUUUAGGGUAAAAGAACACAGUCCUAUAACAACUGUCUCUGAAACAGAUUAGGCUCUGAUGUGGCGCUGGUCUGUGCCAGUCCGAUGCCGGUACUAGCAGUCUCUUGGGCCAUGCACUUUAAUCAUUGAAAUGAUCCUGUCAACAUGGAUAUUAUGAGAAACAAUCAAAGGAAAAAGGAAAGCAGUCCUCCUCGACAGGGUUUAUGACUAACGCAAGGUUCCUCCUCCUCGACAGGGUUUAUGACUAACGCAAGGUUCCGAGUGUGUGUUUUUUCAGUAGCUGGCAAUCAUCUCUGGUAGUGCCCGACUAGCAUCCCUGAUUCUACUGUUUGGCCGCCGUUUGUGUACAGCCUGGAGUUUGUUGUCUUGUCUCGUCUCUUAGUGCACGUAAAUGGGUCUCAUGUUUUCAGUGUCAAUCUCACACUAGGUUUCUGUAAUACACUGUGAUGGAUGACGGUCCGGACAUGAAGCGUAAUCUCAUACCUCAGUCAUACCUGGAUCGCCACUCUCUCUGAUCUGAUUGGCCUAUCCAGUGAUCUUAGUGCUCAUCUCUGAUUGGCCUGUCCACUGAUCUUAGUGCUCAUCUCUGAUUGGCCUGUCCACUGAUCUUAGUGCUCAAACCACUGCAUUGGGGAAACCUGAUAUUAGGCGACACAAUAAACACAUUUAGUCUUAAACGUAGGCAUUACCCAGAAGCCCCCCUGUUUCAGGUCACUCAGAGAUAAGUUAUGUUGCAGUUAUUUGAACGAAUGAAUCUUUACGUUACGUUAGAAAUACUUUAAACAACAUCGCAGUCAAGAGUCAAACUACUGUAUAAUCAACACAAACUUGUUGAUGUACAACUUGAAAAGUUUCGAGAGUUAUCUCUCAGCAAUUGCAUUUUCAUAGUAUGUCAGUGAUAUUGUCAUAAGACCAGUGAAUCGGUGUGUAACUCCGGGUCUUAACUGUGACAAGAGUGGUCUGGGACAGCAGUGAACUUGCAUCCAGCUGAUUAUAACUGUUCACACUUACAUCUGGAUUCUGGAUUGAUAUAGCGUAGAUAAAAACUACACUAACCUGUUGCUACGGGAAUAAUUGUUGAAUAUCAUCACAUGAAUAGCCAUUUUGCAGGAAUAACAUGACUGAAUGACUUCAUUAACGUUACUACAGGCGUAAGUGCUCGAGCCAUGAGAGGGUAACUAAUGAUAGUCACUACAGGAGUAACUACUGCCAUUACUCAUUACGAUUUUAUGGCUACAAACCCUUUCCCUAAAUAGUAGCCGAUUUUGGAUUCGGUCUGAGACAAACGGAUGACGUCACUGCUCCUUAGUGAAGUGUUGCAGUUCCCCAGGUAACAGAACCAGGCCUGAUCUGGUCCAGUUCCAGCUGUUCUGAAGGCACCCGUGCGUGUAGAGGCAGCAGGGUCUCUGUAGGGCCAGAACAGCAGACGCAGCAGCAGCAGCAGCAGCAGCAGCAGCAGCAGCAGCCAUCUUCAGGAGAGGCACAAGUCCGCCCCAGUCUCUGCUCUCCUGAAGAAGACGUGACUGUCUCUCUGUUUCUACAGGGUUGAGACAGGGGUACCCAUAUCUGCAGGGUCUCUAGGGCCAGAACAGCAGACGCAGCAGCAGCAGUGACAGCCAUCUUUAGAGGGCCUCUGAGGAGAGGACAGCCAUCUUUAGAGCGCCUCUGAGGAGAGGGUUAUCUGAGGGAAGCCUUUGAAGUGAUGGAGCAACACGUAACUCUAAGCCCAGGAGGAAAACGUCUGAAGCUGCGCCGUGCAUAUAUCUGCCGUUUUCUCUGAGGGAGAAAAAUAUUCUCCUUUUCAAAGACUAAGUUUUUUAGUCUUCCUAAGUUUCUGAGUUACGCAGCAGGGGGACGGACUGGAGGGGCUCCCAAGGAAACCUCGAGUCGGAAAUCUUGCAGUGUGAUUGUGCCUCUUGAACAUGACAUUUCUGUUUUAAUGUGACUGACGUCGUUAUGGUACAGUUGGAGAAGCUGUUGUGUUUUUUUUUUCGUCAUGUGAGUGUUUUAAAUAAAGAAAAUAAAGAAAUGA
Molecule: messenger RNA, 7375 nt
Organism: Clupea harengus (Atlantic herring)
Lineage: Eukaryota; Metazoa; Chordata; Actinopteri; Clupeiformes; Clupeidae
Gene: prdm2a
Product: PR domain containing 2, with ZNF domain a
Biological process (GO): regulation of transcription by RNA polymerase II
Molecular function (GO): DNA-binding transcription factor activity; RNA polymerase II cis-regulatory region sequence-specific DNA binding
Source: RefSeq, a predicted model, not a curated record